Molecule: messenger RNA, 443 nt
Organism: Hemicordylus capensis (graceful crag lizard)
Lineage: Eukaryota; Metazoa; Chordata; Lepidosauria; Squamata; Cordylidae
Product: centromere protein V-like
Exons: 3
Coding region: 2-394 (130 amino acids)
Source: RefSeq, a predicted model, not a curated record
CAUGGGAAAGGCGAGGCGGACGCCGGUAGCUGCUACGACCCGCAAAGGCCCCCAGUCCGGGGGGAAGAAGCAGGCGGACGCCGGGAGCCUCACCGCCCGGGAUCGAGCCUCCAGAAGUGCCGGCUCGCCGCCUGGCAAGGAACUGCCCAGCGCCGAGCCGCCGGACGAGCUGUGCGCGUUGGCCCUGGGGGCGCAAAAGGAGCGCUGGCUGCAGUUCCAGAAACGGCUGCGGGUGAGCUGCGAGGAGGCGGUCAAGCUCCUGCUGGACACCUUUGAGUACCGGGGACUGGUGAAGCACACGGGAGGCUGCCACUGUGGAGCCAUUCGCUUCGAGGUCUGGGCUUCAGCUGACCUCCACGUCUUUGAUUGCAAGCAACUGCAGCAUCUGCGUUAAGAAGCAGAACUGGCACUUCAUCGUUCCUGCCUCACACUUCAAGUUGCUG